AGCUAGAAUGCAGCUGAGUAGUACUAACACAAUUACUUAUUCAGUAUCUAUACCAUUUAUCGAGGAUUUCUGAUGGCUUCUGCUUGAAUUACCACACCGAGGUCACUCAAUGCAGUCAUACCUGCAGCAUGGAACCAGGGGGUCCCCAUCUUAGAUCAAGGGUUCCCAACUGGGGGUCCAUGGGCCUCUUGCUUGAUGGUAUUGGUCCAUGGCAUAAAAAAGUUUGGGAACCCUUUCUUAGAUGCUAAAAUGGUCCUGUGCUGAUUUUGGAAGGAUUCUACCUAAUUGACUUGAUAAUGGUUGACAGUGGAUGUGGAUAAUAUCUAAUUUCUGAAGGACUCCACCAGGAGAGCAAAAUUCAAGCAUUCCUGCACACUUUACUGUCUCUGUACAGAAAUUUUGUUGGAUUAGUUCCCUGAUGUCGACAACAGCCACAAUUAAAGCAAUUUGCAUCGUAGCUCUGAUGUCAUAGAAGCAUGUGUCGGUGUGGUCUGCAAUCCCUCACUAAGGCUGUCAAAACCCUCAGUGAGCUUAGAUUGCAAACUGUGAUUGCAAACAUGAUUACAUAUAUUAGUUCCAUGGUGAACCGUUCCAGUAAAGCAAAGGCCAGUGCACUAUGCAUGUCAGUGUGCAGUUCCUGCAUGGUUUGCUCCACUGCAUGUUUGUAGGUCUGUUUUGCCUACCUCUAACAUCUUAAGCUGCCAAGCAGUUUUAUCAAGUAGAUAAUCACACCUGACUAUACUGUGACUUCUGCUGUAUGGAAGCUCAAUGUUGUCAAUUGUGAACCAGUAGAAUGCUUUUCAUAUUUUUCCUCCUGGUGCAGUUAAGUAACUGUAGUGAGGUGUGGGUGCUUAUGUUGUGCAGAUGUUGAUAAUGUUGCUGCCCUGAUUUCCAACCUCCCUCUGCUGAGGUCUGGCGGGUGCUGAAGGGUAAGGAAUUGUGGUAUUGGUUUCUGUUAGGAAUAAAGCGGUGGAACUGAACGCAGGCAAGUUGUGAUCUGAGUCUUCUGUAUUUGUUCACAUGUUGCCAAUUCAUCAUCUUGUCUUUAUAUUUUUAUGAUUCUGUUUCAUCAUAGAGUUGAAAUGUGAUGCUGUUUAUCAUAAUGAUAUCUGAACCAAUGAGCUAGUUGUUGGUACAAGUCCUAAGAUUUCAGGGAGAACAUUUCUGAUGCUUACUGCUCUUGAGCUCCCUUCAGGUGCUGGGACCUGCCUGAAUUGUUCAUGCGGCCUAGCAGUUUCCUCCUUUCUGUAGUCAUUUUGGAAACAUCACCGUGCUUUGUUUAUUUCUAGGGAUAGUAUUCAACCACUCACUAUUUCUUCCCAUGCUUGCCUGCAUGUUUCAGUGCAUAGAUGUGGCAACUACAGAUAUUUUCUAGCUAUGGCCUCAUUUGUAGACAUCUCUCCUUCUGCCUCAGUGAAAUGUGGCCUUUCCAUUGCUUCUCUACCGUUUUCUGCAGUGUUCUAAUGAUGGCAUUAGCAGACUGUAAGUCACAGGUAAUCUAAUUCAUUUCUUGUUUCUUAAAAUCAAUUAUUGCAAUAUCUUUCUAAGUGAAUGAUUUAAUUAUACAUUGGCAGAAAAUGCAAUAAGUCAUGUAUGUAAUAACCUUAGAAUGAUGCCAAUCUACUACAAUACAUACCAGUAAAUAGGCACAAGUCUCCAAUCAUCAGAACACAGUGCGGUACAAAAUGGCAGAGGUUUUUGUCACUGUUGCUCAAAACAGGGAACAUUUUUUUUGGUUCCAGAAAAAAUACCUCUUUAAAAUCUGAAAUAAUAUGUCAGAUUAUUUAAAAGGAGAACCAUCAAAACAAUGGAAAAUCCUGAAGUGACAAACAAUUAAAUAUGUUAGUGCUUACAAUAUUCUUCAAAUAGAUCAGAUACAAGAAGGAAUAAAAGUUGUGAGCGCAUGAAAACUAAAACUUUUAUCUGACGGGCAGCAAGAGGCCAAAUUAUUUGUUUCAAACACGAGACCUUUUGCUUGAAAUACAGUGUAUCAAUCGAAUGAUUGAACCUGUUACAAGCAGCAAAUUACCAACACGACAUUAUCUUAGAGAAUAUUCUAUCCCAGUUUUGCAAUCAUCAGUUGCUAUCUUGCAUCCUCGAAGAUUUUUGAAACCAUUUAGAGAAUGCUUGGUGUAGAAGAGCAAAGCAAAUGUGAACGUUGAAUGCUGAAGCUGCAUUUAGUGUAUCUCAUUUCCAAAGAUAUACCCAUCAUGUACAUCAUUGUAUAUCUCUCUGCUAUUAUUAGUUCUUAAUUUUUUACCCCAUUUUUCUCUUUUUAAUAUCUUAUUUAUAUCCUGCACCUUGACACUUGCCUGCAGUUCUUAAUGAUAUUUGCUGUCACAUCUGGAUAUACAGUUCUUCAUAAAACUUUAGUGUUUAGAAGGCAGGAUUCAGAAACCACAGCUCAAUCAAUGAUUUUAUAGGUGUAAACAGUUUAUAUCACUAUAAUAUUUUACAGAAAAUAGUGAUUGAAUUUAACACAUUGUAAUGUUUAGAAUACAUCAAAACUUUCUACAACUUUGUGUAUUAUAUGGGCCAUGUUAAAAUGCAAUCCAAUGGGUUAAAUAAUGCAGCUAAGAAUAACCAUGUUAUAACUUUUAUAUCCUACAUGAGUUGCAUUUAACUGAGUAAUAAGCUGAAACUGUGCAGUGUCAGUCUGUACACACACAGAAGCAAGGAGGUCCUAGUGAACUAUGUUGCAAAUUGUAGUAUUUUACCCUUUAAGAAAAAUACAACUUCAUUCUUAUUAACAGUUUACUCAUGUUGGGUGUCAGUGUUGGGCAAGUUACUGUUCCACCGCCUUGUGUAAUGGAUCCAUGACUGAAUAGCUCUUGCGGAUCGAGUGUGGUUUAGCGGAGGAUUAAGUGUUGAUUUGUAGUAUGUUUGACUCCUUAAAUAACUCUAGAAUGUGAUAUCUAUACCCAGGCAGAUCAUUGACUUCGGAAACCUCUUGACGAUGUACUUGCCCAUGAGAAUGCAUUUUGGAGACGUAGUAAAUGAGAAUCCUAGCAACCUGCAGUUUAUUAUCAGUGCUUAAAUUUUAUUUGAUAGGGAAGUCAAUAGAACAAAAGUACUGCAAAGUAUGAAUAAGGGAUCCAUUCACAGUAUAAUGGAAGGCAUGCAGACUGCAUAUUUUCUAAAUUGUUUGUGUUUCAACCAUUAAAAAAAAUUCAGAAGAGGGAAGCUGUAUUAUUUGUUUAUUUUAUCACGUAUCACAAGAUAGAAAAUUGCACAAGUAUACGUGGUCGCUGGUAUGAAGCAAAUCACUACCACUAGGGUAAAAAAGUACAGGUCACGUGGAGCCCUUUUAGACUGCCAAUGCAAAUAUGUACAGAGACCGAUGCGUCAUGUGCAAGUCAAGCCAAAUUAGUUAAGAGUUCAAAAUAAAGAAUAAAAUGUUCUUUAAAAAAUGUAAUCGUUGGUUAAUGUCGGGGGACACAAGUUACCAUACAGCAGCCUCUGCAGAAUAACAAACAUAAUUGAAUAAAAACAGCUUUAAGUGUAACAAGAAGCUGCUGUUGGAAGAGAACUUUCGUACCCCUACAGUACUGUGCUAAAAGAAUGAAAAGUAAAGUAACACUUUUUCCAAUGACUGUGUCAUGCAGCUUUCAGAUCAGGUUGAUAAGUUCAAAUGUGACGGGACCCUCAAGUACCGAUGAUAAAAUGUAGGGCAGGGCAGCAAGUACCAUUAAUAUCCAUGGCUCCGCAGACCCUGGAAAAGCUCUUUGACAAACUUGGCCACUUUGGAAGAUUCCAAGCGUCUGUCUAUUUCCUAGUCAAUUUCCAAACUAUAGCAUGUGGGAUCCACUAUUUGGCCUCAGUGUUCCUUGCUGUAACACCACAGUUUUUGUGCAAGUUUCCUGGAAAUAUGACCACAAUCCUCGUUUCAAAUACUACAGCUGAUCCACGAGAUCUGUGGAACUUGUGGAUUCCAGAAUCACACAGUGUUAUUGCAAAAAUGGAAAAUGGAGAGAUCUGGGAGGCACAGCAAUGUAGUCGCUUCAAAAUAAAUGGGGGCAUCGAGCUGGAGAAUUACUUUAAGGGCAACAAGUCACGAUACUCGUGCUCUGAUGGUUUCAUUUAUGAUCAGAGUCACAUUGAAAACAGCAUUGUGACUGAUUGGAACCUGGUCUGUGACAGAGCAUGGUUAGCAAAACUUACCCAGCCCAUCUUUAUGCUUGGAGUCCUUCUUGGUGCUGUUGCAUUUGGUGACAUUGCAGACAGAUUCGGUCGACGAUCAAUACUAUGGUUCACAAGUGUAGCUCAAUUUGUGUUUGGAGUUGCUGUUGCAUUCACCAAUGAUUACUACAGCUUCAUCAUUGUCCGCUUCCUCUUGGCUCUGGUUGCUAGUGGCUACCUUGUGGUAGUAUUUGUUUAUGUGACAGAAUAUACCGGAUUGAAAGCUCGUAGUUGGGCCUCCAUGCAUGUCCAUGCAUACUUUGCUGUUGGCAUUAUGGUAGUUGCCUUGGUUGGAUUUCUGGUGCGGACCUGGCGUCUCUACCAACUUAUCCUGUCAAUUGUGACCGUUCCUUUCAUUUUUUUCUGCUGGCUGUUACCCGAGACACCUUGGUGGCUUUUGGCUAAAGGGCGAGUUGAAGAUGUCCAGAAGCUGGUUGACAGAAUUGCUCACUGGAACAGAGUUAAGAUCCCCUGUCACCUCUCUGUGAUGCAGAUGAAUAGUCCUGAGGAUUCGACUGACAAGGAAGUUGCAAAUAAUCAACACAAGACCAAACAAAAGAAAAUGAGCAUCUUGGACCUUUUCCGUACCUGUGACUUGGUUAAGAGGACCAUAACUGUUUGGUUGGUGUGGUUUACAGGCAGUCUGGGCUAUUAUGUCAGCUCCUUGGGCUCUGUCAAUCUGGGUGGAAACGAAUAUCUGAACCUCUUUCUAGCAGGUGCAGUGGAAAUUCCUUCCUAUAUUGUUGCCUGUAUUGUGAUGGACAGACUGGGAAGAAGAAAUACAUUGGCACCAUCCCUCUUCCUGACUGGCAUUACCUGUAUUCUAAGCAUGGUCAUUCCUCAGGACAUCGAGGCUCUGUCUAUCACUCUCAGCAUGAUUGGAAAGUUUGCAAUCGCAGUAGCAUUUGGACUGAUUUACCUGUACACUGCUGAACUGUACCCUACUAUAAUACGAUCAUUGGCUGUUGGCAGUGGGAGCAUGAUGGCCCGAGUUGGAAGUACAGUAGCCCCUUUUUGUGUUCUCCUUUCAUCAGUAUGGAUCUUCCUACCACAGCUGAUUGUUGGAAUCAUGUCUUUUCUGACUGGUUUCUUGACCCUGUUGCUCCCGGAGACGCUUGGGAGGCCUCUGACCCAGACCUUUGAGGAGGCCGCAGAACUGCAGAGGAAACUUAAGCAAAAGAAAGAAGCUUCCAAACGUAGAGGUAGUGGUGCUGCCAUGGUAAAGAUUGAGAAAGAAGACUAUAUCACUGAUGGUGUGGAGAAGUCAAAGGAAGAACAGAAUCUAAUUGAACAUUUAACAAGGUUGUAAACCACAUCUAGUCAUCAUUAUGCCUUGAAACAAGCAGAGGUUAUAAUUCUGAUCAGUUACCAACAUCUUAAAUCUGUGAACUAACUAGGGUGUAGCAGUAGCUUAGCAACCAUACAAACAAUAAUGUGUAAAGUAGACCCUGAGGUAAUUUUUUGUAGUUUAUCCUUUCUUUAGAUAAUGGUGGUCUGGAAUUAGUCUGUGAGAAAGUAAGAGAAUAAUUUAAUAUGAAUCAAAGUGUGUGUUGAUUUACAUGAAUUGAAAUUUAUCUGCAAAAUGAAUAUUGACUGAUAACAGUCCAAUUCAUAGCCUACAGUAGGCUGCAUUUUAUAUUCCUACAACUGUCUCUUGUAGUAAAAAUCUACUCAAUGUUAUUGAUUCAAUAGAAUACUUAGAAAAUAGAGACGCAGAUCUAUUUAUGAUCUUCAAUAACAUUAUUCAGAACUACACGUUAAGAGAUGUGUUUUGGGGGAGGAAAUGCAGAUUUGCAAGUUAAGAAUUUUGUUGCAUCAGCUGCACAAAUCAUGAAAAGAGAUACUUAUUAUGUUGACCAAAUAAAAGUUUUAGGGUUAGUUCAAUUAGAUUCCAAUCUACUGUAGAGAGGUCAAUAGUUGAGUUUGACCCUCGUCUAUUAUCUAGACUCCUUUCAUCAGCUAAUAAUCGUGUGAGCAGAUUUAAGAAACAUUGCCAACUCAAAAUACACAUUCUGCAGCUAUGUCUAGAUCCUAAAAAAAUAAAUAAAACUAAACAUUUUCCCCCCAAGACUGACAAAUAUGCACCAAAACUUUAAUUGUAUAUCUUAUGGGCAAAACUUCCUUUGAUAUCUUUACUCACUAGAUUUAACCUUGGAUCAUACACCUGCUUCAAGGGAAAAGUUCUAUGCUAAUAUCAUUAUAAAUCUGCAUUUUAGCCUUUAAGCAAUUUGCUUUCAAGUUUCCCUUCCCUUCCUGUGAGAUUGUGCCUUGUUUCCACUCAGUAUCUACCUACAAAGCUGUUGAGAUUGAGAACUAAAUGAAGGAAGCUCCUUUACUCUUUAAGAACAUAUAAAGCAUUUUCCAUCACUAACCAAACUUGUAGCAAUAAUGAAAAAAACAUAUAAAAUGAUUAUUUAUAAACUAGGUUCAAAUAAUAGCACAUUAUCUGCCAAUGAAAUAUGCUAUUUAAAAAUGUUUUGGUAAUGCUUUUUUUUAAAACUUAAGUGCCCAUGGUUAACAGUGUCCUUUCUCCUGCAUUCACAUUGUCUUCUGCGGUCAGACAGGCAGGAGAGUACUGAUUAUAGAUGUGUCAAGGGUACCACAAUGUCACUGUUAGAAGAAGUACAAAGAUAAAUUAUAAUUUAGUAGCACAUAAAAAUAUUUAACCUUCAUUUGUCAAGUAGUGUGCUGGCGGAGAAAUUUGGGAGGAACGAAAGACUUGCAUUUUUAUUUGUGAUUUCCAUAACAAUAGAGAAGGGACAAGUUGUCUUUAAUUGGUCUUACAUGCUGUUUUAAGUGCAUCCCAAAGUGCUUUACAGACAGUGAAGACAGUACCUUUGAAGAAUGAGAGUCCAGUAGGACUAAAGGAUUUCACAAAAUCAAUAUCAUAAUGACAGAAUGAUCUGACUCAAGGAAAUAUUGCAGGCAUGAAUAUUUCCCUGGAUUUCACCACUUUUCUAUAAAAUUGUCAAUGAGACCUUUAAUACACAGUUGUGGUAGCAGACAGUUUACAACCUCAUCCAGAAGUUAGCAGCUUUGACAACGUACCAUUCCACUAAUCAAAAGGUUUGAAAGUUCAAGUUCAGUAAUUCAUUCAUUAUGUGCCACGUUGUAUGACAUGGGCAAUCAUGGUCUUUCCAUAAACGUGAUUUUUCUUGGCAAAUUUGUCUACUGAUGUGGUUUGCCAUUGCUGCCUUCUGGGCAGUGUCUACAAGAUGGGUGACCCCAGCCAUUAUCAAUAUUCUGAGAUUGUCCGCCUGGUGUCAGUGGUCACAUAAUCAGAACUUGUGAUACACACCAGCUGCUCCCAUAGCUUCACAUAAUGCUGAUCAGGGGGCUAAGCAGGUUCCACUCCUUCCCCAAAGAUGACCUGCAGGCUAGCAGAAGGAAGGAGCAUCUUACACCUCCUUUGGCAGAGAUGUAUCUCUACCCCACCACCCAAAAGUUUAGUAAUGUGAGUACCAAAAUCUAGAAUAUAAUGGUUUAGUACAAUACAAAGGAAGAUGCUGUCUUUCCACCUAGAACUUCAACUGAAACCCUGUCUGGAUAUGUACCAUUGUGCAUCUUGGAGCAGUUCAGGGAGGUUAUCCUAAUCUUUUUAUCUCUUAACCAAAAUAUUAUUUGAUCAUCCCUACACUUCCUUUUUUUAUUGGCAUGAGCUUGUUGUGUGUAAACUGGCUACUAUGAUUCUACAUUAUCAGCGUGAAAAAUCUGGGACAUUGUAAAAAGAAAGGCACGAAAUGCCAGCCUUCAUCUACAUGCUGAAUUUAUAUUUCUUAGUCUUAGUGGUGUAAAACCCUUGAAAUGAAAUGUGCAUUAAUUAGGUUGAUUGCAUUUUAUCAAAAGUAGACAAUAGAAUGAACCAACACUAAAAAUGGAAUACUAAUAUUCUGUCCUGUUGAAGGGUCUCGGCCUAGAACGUUGACUGUACUCUUUUCCCAGAUGCUGCCUGGCCCACUGAGUUCCUCCAGCAUUUUGUGUGUGUUGCUACUACUGCAUUUAUAGGUUUGGUCACACAGUACAGCUCAAUGGAAGACUAUCAGACCAAGAAAGAUUUGGAUUGUGUUUUCCAAUUUUGUCCCCAUGCAACAAAUAAUAAUUGGGAGCCAAAGAACUAAAACGCUUACAAACUGAGCUAAUUCUUUAUCCCAGGUCCUGAUGAAGGUUCUCAGCUUGAAAGUCAACUGUUCAUUUCUUUCCACGUGUACUGCCUGAUCUGUUGAGUUCCUCCUGUAUUUUUGUAUGUGUUGCUCAGUAUUGUACUGCUUUGAGAUAUGAUAUGGGACAGGGAAGUUGAAGUGGUUGUUGAUAAGUGAUAACUUGAUUUUUAACAGUGGAUUAUGAAGUGAGUGGAGACACUCAGUUUAUCUUGAAGCCAGAAGGCUAUUAAUUUUCUUUAAAAAAUGACUUGAUUAGCACCUAACUUGUACUGUUUGCAAGGACUGAGGCCAACAUUUUCAGCUGUUGCACCCUUAUUCUUAAGGCUCCAUGGUACCAUAUAAAUUACAAUCACAGCAGUUGGUGGGUCCAGUGAAAUAGUGGCCCAGGUUAUUUUUGUGGAGCCUAGAGAAGAGUAACAGUUCUUUUAUUUUUGAGAGAGGCUUUUCUUUUACUGCCUGUGGAACAGAUCAGAGAAGGCUCAAAGGUUCCAAGCAUGGCAAUAGUAUUCUUAAAUUCACUGAAGGAUACUGACUUGGGUAUCUGAAAGGGUCCAUUGUUUUAAAUAGAUUGGCAUUUUAACUGCCCAACAACAGGUUGCUGUAAAUAUCAGCCAGUGACCCAAUAGGGACUCCAACUGAAUCUUUUUUUACAGAGAGUGCAAGCCUUCUGUGUGCCCUUUUCAUGGUUCAUUCUUCAGCACUUAAAGCGGCAGUGUCAGUAUCCAUUGCAAAGUCCAGCAGAAAGAGGGAUGAUGCUGCAUCUCAGAGAGAUCAGUGACAUUCUCAGGUUUUCCAUAAACCUCCUGAAUACCUCUUCGUAUUUUGAGAUUUUCUUCCUCUGAUGUUUGUGAUGAAAGCAUCAUCUUGGAUGGAUGGGUGCCACCCAGUCAUUCUGUACAGUGCCAACCAACAAACCUUGUCUGAGUUUGUUUAAUUACUUGCCACUUGAAUCUUCGCUGUGAAUGAUACAAGUCUAGAUUCAGGUAAAAUGUUAAAACUUUACCUCAUAAAUGGUUUUUGUGCUUCUUAAUGCCGAUGCGUGCACCUUUGAAUGUAGUGUUCGGGAAGAUCAACUGGAAAUGGUUAAAAAUUGCUCACAGCAGAUACUGUGCAUUUUUCCAAUCCACUUAGUUCUUUGAGCCAAUUUUUUUUCCGAACAGAUUUGUUCUGUUAAUGUACUUACUUGCUAAGAUUGGAUAUUUUAUUUUAUGAUCUUUGAAAUAAACUAUCUAAUCUAGAAUUUUCAUUAUCUUGCCCGAUCAGGUCCAUUGCUUGUUCUUAACUUCCUGAAUACAUCUUUAGCCAUAAGUUGAUCAUUCUGCAAUGUACCUUUUACUCAAUUUUAUAAUUGGUGCAUUUUCAUGAUUGAUAUCAGUACCAUGUGAUGUCAGAGAAGUUCCAAUGAAGUUCCUAUUCUUCAUCCUGCUCAUCAGCUUCAGGAUUGUAGAAGCUUUGCUGUGGCUUUCAUUUAAAAAUAUUGCUCCUGCAAUGUGAAACUAACUAGCUGAUAAAAAUUGGCUUGCACUUUAGGUUCUACCCUUACAUCGGGAAUAUAUGACCUUUAUCUUAUCUUUAUAGAUAAGCGCUUUAGUGACUCCUAAUUAGUACACGUGAUGGAUGAUUGCCAUUUAGAUCAGUAGCAAAUCUUCCUACCAGUUGUAUUUUAAAUUUCAAUUUCAUUCAUAUGACUUGGACUUAUUAUUCCACUUACAUGACUUGAGUUUCCUUUCCUAAUAAUGCUUGUUUAGAAUAUAAGAGCAAGGAUGUAAUGCUGAGUUUUUAUAAGGCAUUGGUUAGACGGCAGUUGGAGUAUUGAGAGCAGUUUUUGGCUCCUUAUCUAAAAAAGGAUGUGCUGGGAUUGGAAAGAGUCCAGAGGAGGGUCACAAGAAUGAACCAGGAAUGAAAGGGUUAAUGUAUGAGGACCACUGGGCCUGUACUCACUGGAGUUUAGAAGAAUGGGGGUGGAGAGAUUUCAUUGGAACCUAUCAAAUAUUGAAAGGCCAAGAUAGAGUAGGUGUGGAGAAGAUGUUUCUUGUGUGAGUGAUAUAUAUAUAGCUAUACACCAGGCAGUUUAUUGUCUUUAUUCACUGCACCAAUCAUUUAAUUUACUGCUUGUCAGUUUUAUUAAUAAUUCAUUUGCAAAAAAUUGGAUCAGUGAAAUAUUUGGGAGGCUGUUGCACAUGGCCCAGCCUCCCAGCCCAGCGUUGUCCAGUCUGUUUCCCAAAACAGCCUUUGCAGUCAUUUUGGCAAGCUUUAAUAUAUCACCUCUUAUGUACUCCUUGGGAGUUGUCAUUUGGUAGCAUGCAACUGUGGUCAUAUCCUUUCACUGGAAGACCAACAAAUUUUUGGGAGAUCAAAAUGCAUCAUACACCAAGGUCACCAGCAGUGGUCAAAGUUUGUCUCAAUAUGAAUCACUGUAGAUCACAGUUCCUUUGCUGAUGUUCAUUGUGAGCAGUGCAAUUGCAGAACAAAGGUUGCUACACCCCUUUCCUGAUCUACUUGUCAAAUACAAAAUCCAUAAGGGCUUGCUUGUUGACUGAUCAGAAGGAAAUACUGUUUAUUCACUCUGUGCUCAAGACUGAACAAGUUGCUUCACUUCAAGCCUGUACAUUGAAAUUAUGAUUAUGAUCGAGAAUAUAUGGUUGGUCCAAAGAAUUUUGACAUUAUUAUUCAACAAAUCCUAUUGCCACGUUACCAACUUAAAUCUGAUGAAAAGCUCGUCUGGGUUUAGGAAGCUUACAGUAUUCAAAGAUAAAAGUAAUAGCAUAGAAGAAGUUUUCUGGCCUUAACUUUGCAGACCACCGAAUAGUGUCAGUGGGGUCAGCAACAGCUCCCAUUACCUGAUUGAAAGGUAUAAGUUUGAUGUGUUCAUAAUAUGAAUCUGAUUAAAAUUUUCAGGCAACUUCUAUUCUUUUCCAACCUACCUUUGUUGACAGUCUAAUAUACAGUAUAUACACGACAGAAAAAGCCCCUUUGCUUCACUGAGUCUGCAUAGACCAUUAAACACUCAUUUACACUAAUUGUAUUUUAGUUUCUUUCCAUUCCCAUCAAUAGCUUCCAGAUACAAACACUUAAUGACACAGGAGGAGCAUAAAUACAUGUGUAUGCUGCUGUAGGUCCUUAAAGUAAGUGUGCAGUGCAAUGUGUGGGAAGCAUGGAGAGCUCCAAAUGGUGUGUCUGUUUAAUUCCUCGUCUUUCUUCAACUCCACACAUGCGCACAAUGCGUAUGCGAUUAAAUAACUUUGUGUACUGAUAUCUCAUAUAUAUCUAAAAGAUUACAUUAAGCACAGCCCUCCCUCCAAAAUCUUGAAUCAAUUGUAAAGAGCUCCCAUGUUUGGCAAGGAAAGAAAGAGAACUGGGAUUCAGAAUGGCACCUGACCCCCUUUGCUGGUUUAACAUGUCAAACUCUGCCAUUCCAUUGUCUAAAGAUUAGAAUCCACCCCACUGUUAUUGACCCUUACAGAUACAGAUUGUGUUCUUAUUUUAAGGAUUAUAGCAAUAAAGCGAAGCACAGUGUUUCUUCGACCAUCUGGUCUACUGCAAAAAUCCUUCAGAAGUGUGUUACUUUUGCCAAAGCUUUUCAUGCAUUUAGCACAUUCAGAUUCAGGUGCAUGGAUUCAGAGGACAUGAGGAUCUUGGCCAGUGCCAGAUUUACAGAUAGCGUCUUGUUAGAAAUUUAAUGGUGCUUGAAAACUAAGCCUGGACAUUUCUGGUACAACUUGCCUAUUUAACAAACAUUUUAUGGUUGGAUGAGGGGCAAGAAAAACCUAUUUGAGAUUCAGUUAUUGAAAACCAAUAAGUAUAGUUGUAAUUUGUCUGGUUCAAAGCAGCUGAAAAAUCACAAUCUUUUUUUUUAAAAAAGGUACAAGAACAAAUUGAGCCAUUUUUAUACCAAGUAUAUACUUACUUGGUCUAAAGCAAACACUAUUUUGAAAGAUACACUGUUCAGGGUUUUAAUGUCAGAAGGCAUUUGCAAAUUGGUACUUUGAGGAUUGUUUUUCUUUAGAAUUGCUGCUUUAAGAACUAGUCCUGGAAAAGUUAUGUAAAAUUUCCCAGCUCAGUAUUUCUGUGCUAAGCUCAGACAUCUUAUGCCAUAAGUAUUAUAAGACCAUAAGGCAUGGGAUCAGACCUGGAUGAUACCCAAGUGAAAUCAGAGUUUCUCCAAGUUAUAGCUUUCCCUCCGUGAUUGAGGCUGUUUCUAGCUUAGUGCACAAAGAAAAUCAGUUUUCUGUUAAUUUCUCAGAUACAAUAACAAAUUACCCAAGUAAAAUACAACUUUUAAAGGGUUCUCUAAUAAACUGCAAGUUUAAAAUUCACAUUUUUGCCUGAUGCCAUGCUGAUCACCUUGUAGAAUUUAAUGUAAUUAAUCAGCAAUUGUACCUUGUCCCCAGCACAGCCAAAAACUUAAAUCAGAAGAAAAUAUACAUUGGGCAGUGUAAGCUUGGAGCAUCAAACAUAUAAAUGUUCAAAAUUUUUCAGUUAAGUGGCACUGGCCAUAAUUCUACAGACCCCUGAGUAGCAUCAGGGGAGUUUCAAAUAGCGCCUCAGUACAUCUAUAAUCUAAAAUUAUAUUAGAUGUGUUCAUAAUAUGAACCCAACUAAAAACUUUGGCAGGUCAAAUUAUAAUUAGAUCUAUGCUAUAAAUGUUUAGACAAGUUAUUUGUACUGUUUGAAAUUAAAUUGUAUUUGUGAUUAGAAAAUCUGUAUGAAAGUCCCUGUAUAAAAAUGUGUAUUGCUUAUACUGUACCUGAAAAAUGUAUUGGACCACAAAAUCUAACUAUGAAUGUAACCCAUUUCUUCUGUAUAUACAGUACUAAGUUCAGUAGUUUUAGGCUAUUAUAUUUUGAUGAUUUAUGUGUUGCAUUGUAGUUUCAUUUCAGUUGAACAUUGAUGGAUAAACUUAAUUAAGCUGGAAAACUAAACAUGUUUUGUAUUAGAGUCGUAUAAUUUCAUUGAUGUGAAAAUUGGCCCAUAGUUCUCAAUGGUGUCAUAUAGUUUGCUGCUAUUUGUCCAUCCAAGCAAUCUUAAAAAAUAUAUAAAACUAAACAAUUGCUGUCAUAUUUUAGAAAUGUUAGUAAAAUAAAUUUCCUGACUGCUGUGAGUAAGCUCUUCUGCUUUAAGCAAAAAGAGAACUCUAUCCAGUUUUUAAAAAAUGGUUAACAUGGAAUUCUCUGGGAGCAGAUCACCUGCUGCUUGCCAUAAGGAGGAUCUUAGAAACACAGGAACAUAGAAAAUAGGUGCAGGAGUAGGCCAUUCGGCCCUUCGAGCCUGCACCGCCAUUUAUUAUGAUCAUGGCUGAUCAUCCAACUCAGAACCCCGCCCCAGCCUUCCCUCCAUACCCCCUGACCCCCGUAGCCACAAGGGCCAUAUCUAACUCCCUCUUAAAUAUAGCCAAUGAACUGGCCUCAACUGUUUCCUGUGGCAGAGAAUUCCACAGAUUCACCACUCUCUGUGUGAAGAAGUUUUUCCUAAUCUCGGUCCUAAAAGGCUUCUCCUCUAUCCACAAACUGUGGCCCCUCGUUCUGGACUUCCCCAACAUCGGGAAUAAUCUUCCUGCAUCUAGCCUGUCCAAUCCCUUUAGGAUCUUAUACGUUUCAAUCAGAUCCCCCCUCAAUCUUCUAAAUUCCAAUGAGUACAAGCCCAGUUCAUCCAGUCUUUCUUCAUAUGAAAGUCCUUCCAUCCCAGGAAUCAAUCUGGUGAACCUUCUUUGUACUCCCUCUAUGGCAAGGAUGUCUUUCCUCAGAUUAGGGGACCAAAACUGCACACAAUACUGGGAUGAUGUGGUCUCACCAAGGCCUUGUACAACUGCAGUAGUACCUCCCUGCUCCUGUACUCGAAUCCUCUUGCUAUAAAUGCCAGCAUACCAUUCGCCUUUUUCACUGCCUGCUGUACCUGCAUGCCCACUUUCAAUGACUGGUGUAUAAUGACACCCAGGUCUCGUUGCACCUCCCCUUUUCCUAAUUGGCCACCAUUCGGAUAAUAAUCUGUUUUCCUAUUUUUGCCACCAAAGUGGAUAACUUCACAUUUAUCCACAUUAAAUUGCAUCUGUCAUGAAUUUGCCCACUCACCCAACCUAUCCAAGUCACCCUGCAUCCUCUUAGCAUCCUCCUCACAGCUAACACUGCCACCCAGCUUCGUGUCAUCCGCAAACUUGGAGUUGCUGCAUUUAAUUCCCUCAUCCAAGUCAUUAAUAUAUAUUGUAAACAACUGGGGUCCCAGCACUGAGCCUUGUGGUACCCCACUAGUCACCGCCUGCCAUUCUGGCUCCGACAUAGAAGUAAUGAUGCUGAUUUGAUCAACAAGUCUUAUGGUUUCCUAUCACAUUUUUCCAUCUCCCUUUAUUAUUAGUUUUUAAUACAAGUUUCAUAUCAUUCCUUGUUAUUGGUCCAGCAGGCAGGCAAUUCCUUCACUUUUAUUGUCGCUGACAGAUACAACAUGCUGGGACCAUUUACAAUUCUUCCUUUAUACAAUGAGACCAAUUUUCAUGUUAUGCUGGUGUAUCAUCAUAUCGUGUGUCUAACUAUACCCUUUUUAAAAGCAAGGUAGAGUUCUCUUUAAGAAUAAAAAUUGAUACUAAUUUUUCAAUUUGAAAGGCUAUUCACUCACUUAAGUUCUUAUUCCAAGUUCCUAAUCAACAAUAAAAGUUAAUAAACUCCUAAUUACAGGUAUUUUGGGAAUAGUUUUUGUGGACGAGGAUGGUCAUUGUGGAUGCUGUAAAAUUUUAUUUGCUUUUCCAAUAUAAAAUAUAUAAAUUUCCUCAAUAAAUCUUAUUGA
Mobula hypostoma (lesser devil ray) is the source of this 15113-nucleotide messenger RNA. It is a transcript of the gene slc22a16, whose product is annotated as solute carrier family 22 member 16. Gene Ontology annotation, cellular component: membrane. The record is from RefSeq and is a predicted model, not a curated record. The coding region runs from base 3656 to 5488 and encodes 610 amino acids. Lineage: Eukaryota; Metazoa; Chordata; Chondrichthyes; Myliobatiformes; Myliobatidae. The transcript has 9 exons. Gene Ontology annotation, biological process: transmembrane transport.